Crotalus tigris (Tiger rattlesnake) is the source of this 4787-nucleotide messenger RNA. RefSeq names its product gasdermin E (gene GSDME). Bases 1194 to 2813 code for a protein of 539 amino acids. NCBI's taxonomy places the organism in Eukaryota, Metazoa, Chordata, Lepidosauria, Squamata, Viperidae. Gene Ontology annotation, biological process: programmed cell death. The transcript is spliced from 11 exons. Gene Ontology annotation, cellular component: cytoplasm. The record is from RefSeq and is a predicted model, not a curated record.
UAGGAGAAUAUGAUACAAAUACAAUUUUUACUUUAUCAUGAAACAUGAUUUUUUUUUACUUUUAAUCCAUCCAUUGCUAACUUAAAGAGGGCUUUGAUUUUUAAGUGGGCCCCAUGUAAUCUGUGGAUUGACCCAGUAUUAAAAUUUAUAUCAUGGCUUGCUAACACAAGGAAUGCAAUGUUAUUUAGAAAAAAAUGAUUAAUUGCACUCAAGAGGAAAAUCUGUUCCAGGUUGGUUUCCAAGCUUCAGAAUUUAGGCUGCUGCUUUUGUGUAUAACAGAAAAAAAUGAAGAUCAACCAGUUUUUUAGUUUCUUGAUGUUAUGUAUAUAAUAUAGCACUUGUCACAUCUGGUGGUGACUAAUUCAUCAGGGCUGCAAAAAAUUAUUUUGUCAUCCUCUGAUUGCAUAAUUUUUUUUAGCCCACAUCUGGUAGCCUUACAUUCUUUCAGACUAAAUCUAAACCACUUUUUAUAUUUACAUUUUGACUGAUUUUUAGAUUUUUUAGUUUUAUUCUAUUUUCAUAGCACCUUGCUGAUGAAAUCCUGGGAAGUUAAAAGCUCGUGCUUAUGAGUUUGGCUGGCCUUGAUAAUAUUUACUCAGCUAUGGAUUAUAAACCAAAGUGCAAGGGGUGCCGUGGGAGAUAUUCUUCCCCGUGAUUCCGCCCACAUCUUGGUUUUUAUGUAUUUACCUUUAAUCAUUGGAAACAUGGAAAUACAGACCUAGUAUUUUUCAAGUUGCCUAAACAGAAAUGUAUUUUAAGUAGCCUCUUAAGCAGGCAUGCAAAUCUAAGUACAAAGAUUAUUAUUACGCAAGAAAAUAAAACAAGUUCCAAUUAGGCAGCUUUCAAAUGAAUGCUUGCACAGUUGUCUCUCAUUCCUUCCUAUAUCACCGUUUGCAUCAUGGUUGAGUCCGUCAGUUCGUAUUUGUUACGGCGCUGGCAGAGGCAGUAUUUGGCCACGCCCCUCGUUUGGAGCACACCUCCUCCCCGCCGGUCACGAGCGAAUAAAAGAAAGAAAGCGGCGAGUUCGGAAAGCGAGUCAGGAGAAGGGUUGGCUACAGUCGAGUGAGGCAUCGCAGACUGGAGCGAUAGGCCCUAACAAUAGAACUUGGAUUGCAGCAAUUGCGAAGAAAUUGGUCUUGCGCAGUGGAGUUAUUGUCGAUCCUGUUAUUAUUUUUGUUGAAUAUCUCCUAAGGAUGUUUGCAAAAGCAACCAAGACUUUUGUGAAGGAGGUUGACUGUGGAGGAGACUUAAUCUCUGUGUCAUCCCUGAAUAACUUAGAUAAAUUACAGUUCCUGAACUUAGUCACAAAGAAAAAGAAAACUUGGUGCUGGCAAAAUCCAAAGUACCAUCUCUCAUCAGUUUCAUUGAAUGAUGUGCUUGCUGAAGAUAUGCAUGAACCUAUAAAGCCAGUUAUUGCAGAGUCUGACUUUGUGAAGUAUGAAGGCAAGUUUGAAGACUGUAUCAGAGGAAGCAUAGAAACUUCAUUAGGAAGAAUUAAUUUAGGAACUGGAGGAAGCGAUGUUGUGGAAAGUCUGUCCUCUUUUGGAAAUCUUAAAAAGCAAGAUGUUGACUUGCACAAGCUUAUGAAAGAUGUGAAGGGAAGAUCAAUAAAUCUACAGACUCCAUUGUUGGAACAAAUGGUUGAAAAAAAGAAUGAUGUUCUUUGUAUCCUUACAGAAAAAAUAUUGACAACUCAGAAAUGUUUAGUAUCAGAACAUAUUCAAAAACAGGAAAAACUUGCUGGAAUGGUGGGAAUAAGUACAAAAAUUAUAAAGGUAUCAGUGAGUGAAAAUGGGAAUAUGAUCAAGAACUCUAAUGUGGUAUUAGAGAUCCCUGCUCCAACUACAAUUGCUUAUGCUGUAAUAGAAUUGUAUAUAAAGCGCAAUGGUCAAUUUGAAUUAUGCCUCCUUCAUGACCAACAAGGUGGUUUUGAAAGGGGGACUAUGGAGGAACCAUCUUACCAUUCUUUGGCCUUCAAAGAUGCUUGCUGCCCUCAUCUUUUUGAUGUUGUGGAUAAUGAGAAACUGUCUGGACCUGAAAGCCCUAUUCCAGGUGGUGUUUCACUUAACAUUCUAAGCAAAGAUAUCCUCCAAUUAAAGACCCAGUUCCAACCUUUUAUGAAUCUAUCAGAAGAAAAGCAGAGAGCUUUAUACCAAAUGGUUUGUGACUUUUUGCUUCAUGAAGAAACAGUGAUGCAACUAGAAAAUGUGCAAGUAGCAUCACCUACCCAACCUUGGAUGGUCUCAGAACAAGUUAAACAGAGUUGCUUAAUAUUGCUUAACAUUUGGAUAGAAAUUCUCAAUAAUUUCCAAGGCUUCAAGCUGGACAGUAUAUAUUCUGAAGGGAGUCCAGGCAUCAUAGCAAUGGAGGAAUUAAAGUCACCAGAGAAACCAUGUUUAGAAGAAUUUCUGCAGCUUGUGGGUGUACAAUUACAGAGCAAACAACAGAUUCACAAUAAGGAGCUUUUCCUAGCUGCUCAUUUCCUCCUCAGUGCAUUGGCAGAACUGUCAAGUUAUUCCCUAGUGCUGCUGCUAGCCUGCUGUGACCUCCAGCUUGUCCGUAUACUGUAUUGCUUGCCUAAUAUGAUCUCAGAAGAUGGUACAUUGACACUUGGGGAUCCCAUACUGGCUCCACUUGCUGACCCAAGAAGGUUUCGGAUAGCACAGAAGCUAUUUGCUUUAUCAAACAUUAACCUUGAAAUGAUAGACUCUUCCAUCAAAGCUGCAACCAUGAAAAAAUCCCAUUUUUCCCCAAUUGUUUUAUAUAUAGCAUUGAAUGGCCUCUAUGCAUUAGGCUAUGAAAAAGACAUAUGAUGAAGCUGUUAGAAUAGUUUAAUACUACAACUGUCUCUGUUUAAUGCCUCUUAGUGAUGAACCCACUAGAUUUGUGUCCAUGCAAUUGAAAUAUGUGCCAAUGGGCUGUGUUAUUGGAGCAAGGUGAAUGCCUAAAUUAUAUGAAUGAAAAGAUCCAGAUAUAAAAAAAGCCAUGCAAGGAUUUUUGGUGAGAUGUUUAACAUUCCUGUAUUACUUUAAAGUUUAGAAAGAUUACAUGUCCUUACUUUUAGGCCAUUUAUUCAACAACCAUUCAAAGAUAUAACAGUGCUGAAAAAAGUAAUUUUAUGGCUCAUUUACGGCCAUUCACUACCUUCACAGCAUUCCUCAGCCAUAUGAAUUUCAUUAGUCAGUAUGUACUGUCUUUUUUCCCCUUUCACAGCCCCCCUCCCCCAUAGAGAUUGGGGAGAAAGAUUUCAACAAAGCAAGCCUUUUGCUGUUCUACAUAUCAAAAGCAAGCAUUGUGAUAGCACUGGCAGCAGGGAAGAAUCAGGCAAAGAAGAAAUUGCCUGCAGAAAUUACAUUUUUUCUUCCCCCCACUUCCAUCUGAAUGGAAGGAUUGGAGAGAAAGGGAUUUCAAGAGAAUGGCUCUAAUCCUAGAUUGUAACACAGUUGCAUUGCUUUUGAUGCAUACAAGACAGCAAGGUCCACUUAGCAACCACUUCAUUUAGCACUGGAGUUUUCAGUCUCAAUUCGAGCUGUUAAGGGGUUACUUAUAUUAGUUAUUGUGCUUUAAUAUUAAUCUUGUUUUCUUUAUAAGCUAGAGGAUAUUCUAAUUGAACGUCAUUAUGUGGCAACAGAGUUUUCAGAGCAAAGACCAUCAUGAAACAGAAAGAUAGUUGAAAGGGCCAUUUAAGCAAUCAAAGUUAAAAAUCUAAGCAGCACAGGAAUAAAUUUAAAGCAUGAUCUGAAAUGUUGGGCUUGACUUUGGAGCCAUUAUUUAGAUUUGAGCCAAAGAUCACAAAGGAUAUGGCAAGUUUCCAAAUGUUUUUUUUUUUAUGGCAUGGGAGGGAAGCUGGGAACAUCAGCAUACAUUUUAGCGGCCAUAUUUUUAAUCUCUCUUCUUAGAAAGGCAUUUUUUAAAAUUCUAUUUGAUUAAUGUGAAGUGUACCAAAACUGCAGACCCCAGAGCUGUCCGUUUGGAUGGGGGCGGGGGAAAGAUAUGUUAAGUAAAAUGUAGUCUUAAGUUUUUUAGGUAUUCACAAUGGUAUAUAAAACUCAUUCAGUUUCAUCCAAUCUGUUCAAUGUUAGCAAAGCUAUAUGGCUUCAAACCAAUGGAAAUUAUAGAUUUUUGGAUAUUAUAUCCAUAGCACUUAUUAAAUGCUAUUAUAAGGUAUUCUUGGAAUGAUAGUUUUUCAUUGUUUUAAUUAUGCAUAUGCAGUGCAAAAAUAUGACUUGUUAUUUUUUCAUAUUGGUAAAGUUUUUUUAAUCAUUCAGUAUAAAAUUGUAACAUCUAUUGCAAGGCCUACUCUAUUUCCUCUUUCCAGCUUCCUUUUCCGAUGCCAGCUCUGUGCAUGAGAAUGUAUUUCAUAAGAGAUGACACUAAAUUUUCAAAUCUUAAAUUUUAUUUCAUAUAUACAAAAAUAACUUUCUUAGGCGUUUUCAGGAUUUCACAGUUUUAUACAUUUCAACAAUGGUAUGCAACUUAAAUGGGGAAACAUUAGGGAAAUUUCUUUAAAAAACAUUGUUUAUCUGAAUAGCACACAUUUGUCCUAUGAAAUUUCCCCACUUUUCUUAUGAUCCUUUUUCAGAAUUUUCUAAUCUGAUCUAUGUGGCAAUUUUCUUCUGAUUUACAGCAUGGAAAGACAUUAAAAUUUGCUAUUAGUCAAGCCCCAUUUAAAUCUUCUAUUGUCCUAUGUGUGUCAAUAUUAGUACACAUGUUUGAAAAAAGUUAUCAACUGUUUUAAUAGAAAUGUUAAAAGUCGAAGCAAUAAAAAUUAUACUGCAUAAGCCUAA